UACCGAGCCGUUUGUUUCCAAACUUCCUGAUAUUAAUCUUAACUGUGACAAGGAUGGUAUCUUGUUUGGAACCACUUCCAAACCCGCAGAUGAUAGCACCACAUAUUCUAAACAUACUGAAGAUUAUUAUUAUAAAGAUUCUUGCUCUUCUACUUAUCGAAAAUGUCAGUCAGAUAAUCCCCAAACAGUAAUUUAUGAAGAAGGUAAAACUUUCACCCGAGCUGAUAUUAUUCUGAUUUAA
Messenger RNA from Racocetra fulgida, 241 nucleotides. NCBI's taxonomy places the organism in Eukaryota, Fungi, Glomeromycota, Glomeromycetes, Diversisporales, Gigasporaceae. The record is from the annotation of a GenBank genome assembly.